Molecule: messenger RNA, 696 nt
Organism: Drosophila willistoni
Lineage: Eukaryota; Metazoa; Arthropoda; Insecta; Diptera; Drosophilidae
Exons: 1
Coding region: 1-696 (231 amino acids)
Source: RefSeq, a predicted model, not a curated record
AUGUUCCGGCUCAUGAAGUUACCAUUCCAAACUGUCAGGGCCGAAGUGACAGGCAUUAACGGAAAGGUCAAUAGAACCUUGAAGGUCUGUCACAUAAGCAUUCGGUCAUCGCAUGGACCUCCAGUCCAGAUAGAGAUAGAAGCUUUUGUUUUGUCCCAAGUUGCCGAUGAUUUGCCGUCAUAUACGAUAGCCCAAGCCACACUGGAAGGAAUGCCCAAUAUUCCUUUAGCCGACCCCUCCUUCAGAUUAAAGGCAAAGAUCGAUCUACUUCUUGGCAUUGAUGUCAUACCAGCGGUGACCCUCUCCGGUAUCCAGACCGAAGUUUGCGGAUCUUUAAUGGCCCAAGAGAUGAGAUUCGGUUGGGUCAUUUCAGGCCCGUUGCAAGGGGUCCCCGUUAGUUCGUGUGCCGCGUUCACCACGAGGGUCGCUGUUAGCAGAGAGGAGGCACUUGAAACUCUUCUCACAAGGUUUUGGGAGGUGGAGGAUCUACCGGGCAAACCGGUAGAAGAUUCUGAUUCUGUUUGCGAGGUUAAUUUCCAGAAGACUACAAGAAGCGAUGUUUUGGGGAGAUAUACGGUCUCACUUCCGUUUCGAGAUCCAACCAACAUCAACCUUGGUCAUUCCAGACCAGGGGCAUUGGCUCAGUUCCUAAAAAAACGGAAGCCGUCUUCUAAAAAACAAUCUGGCAAAAACUGA